Epithele typhae is the source of this 396-nucleotide messenger RNA. RefSeq names its product FKBP-like protein. The transcript has 5 exons. Bases 1 to 396 code for a protein of 131 amino acids. Gene Ontology annotation, molecular function: DNA binding; peptidyl-prolyl cis-trans isomerase activity. Gene Ontology annotation, biological process: rRNA processing. The record is from RefSeq and is a predicted model, not a curated record. Lineage: Eukaryota; Fungi; Basidiomycota; Agaricomycetes; Polyporales; Epitheliaceae.
AUGGCAAAGAAAGGAGGUGCCUCAGACAAGAAACCCGCUGCCGGCAAGGGAAAGGGAACAAGCGACGACUCGGGCGAUUCGAAGGGAAAGGGCGGGCUGAAAGCCGCGACGGCGGUGAACGUCCGCCACAUCUUGUGCGAGAAGCACUCGCGCGCGAGCGAGGCGCUGCAGAAGAUCCAGGAGGGCCAGCGGUUCGACAGGGUCGCGCAGGAGUACUCCGAGGACAAGGCGAAAGCGGGCGGGAGUCUGGGGUGGAUGACCCGGGGCUCGAUGGUGGGAGCGUUCCAGGACGCGGCCUUCGCGCUGCAGCCGUCGACGGUCGACAGGCCGGUCAUGUCCUCGCUCGUAAAGACGCAGUUCGGGUAUCACAUCAUCAUGGUCGAGGGGAGACGGUGA